Molecule: messenger RNA, 381 nt
Organism: Orbilia oligospora ATCC 24927
Lineage: Eukaryota; Fungi; Ascomycota; Orbiliomycetes; Orbiliales; Orbiliaceae
Exons: 2
Coding region: 1-381 (126 amino acids)
Molecular function (GO): transcription corepressor activity
Source: RefSeq, a predicted model, not a curated record
AUGUCGAACCCUCGAACUUCUACGACAUCCCUCAUGAACGGCCAAGCUACUCCCGACAGUCGCGCGCCUUCCUCACAUCCUCAAUCCGUCGACGAGGUAAUCGCAGACAUCAACGGUGCAAUCGACAAGUUAACCGAUAAAUUUACCACUGCAUCAAAAGAGUUCUUUGGAAGACUGGAUGAAAUCUCCACCCGGCUAGAUGUUCUCGAACAAUCAAUCCUAGCUUCCCAUACCAACGAAUCCGGCGGCACUGCUGCCACUACUGCGAACGGUAACAACGUAGAAGCAGAAUUAGGUGGUGUUCUGGAGAAGAAGGAACCAACCGGAAGCGAUACCGCUACCACUUCUGCCGCGCCAGCGAAUGCCGAGUUCAAGGAAUAG